GGUCGCCCUUCUUCCCGCAGGUGCUCCUGGCCGCCGCCGUCUGCACGAAAGCGGGAAAGGCGAUCGUGUCGCGGCAGUUCGUGGAGAUGACGCGGACGCGCAUCGAGGGGCUGCUGGCGGCCUUCCCCAAGCUGAUGAACACGGGGAAGCAGCACACGUUCGUGGAGACGGAGAGCGUGCGCUACGUCUACCAGCCCAUGGAGAAGCUGUACAUGGUGCUCAUCACCACCAAGAACAGCAACAUCCUCGAGGACCUCGAGACGCUCCGGCUCUUCUCCCGGGUGAUCCCCGAGUAUUGCAGGGCGCUGGAGGAGAACGAGAUCUCAGAACACUGCUUCGACCUCAUCUUUGCUUUUGACGAGAUCGUUGCCCUCGGCUACCGGGAAAACGUCAACCUGGCCCAGAUCCGGACCUUUACGGAGAUGGAUUCUCACGAGGAGAAGGUCUUCAGGGCUGUUCGUGAAACCCAAGAACGAGAAGCUAAGGCUGAGAUGCGCCGGAAAGCCAAGGAGCUGCAACAAGCACGCAGGGAUGCCGAGCGGAGGGGCGCCAAAGCACCAGGAUUUGGGGGCUUUGGUAAUUCAGCUGUAUCAGGAGGAACCCUUGCAGCUAUGAUCACCGAAACUAUUAUUGAGUCAGACAAGCCAAAGAUGACUCCGGCUCCAACAAGACCCUCUGGUUCAAACAAGGCGCUUAAGCUUGGCACAAAAGGGAAGGAAGUGGAUAAUUUUGUGGAUAAACUAAAAUCUGAAGGCGAAAAUAUCAUUGCUUCUUCGGUUGGGAAGCGUUCCUCAGAUGCAGCAGCUGUUCUUGCUCCGCCUAUUAACAUGGAGAGCGUGCAUAUGAAGAUAGAGGAGAAAAUCUCACUGAUCUGUGGUCGGGAUGGGGGGCUACAAAACAUGGAGCUGCACGGUAUGAUCAUGCUGCGGAUCCUGGAUGAAAAGUUUGCUCGGAUUUGCAUCCAUGUUGAGAAUGAGGACAAAAAAGGUGUGCAGCUCCAGACUCACCCCAAUGUCGACAAGAAGCUUUUUAUGUCAGAGUCCUUGAUUGGCUUGAAAAAUCCAGAGAAGUCAUUCCCCAUCAAUAGCGACGUGGGAGUGCUGAAAUGGCGGCUGCAGACCACGGAGGAGUCUCUCAUUCCACUGACGAUUAAUUGCUGGCCCUCAGAAAGCGGCAACGGUUGCGACGUCAACAUUGAGUAUGAACUGCAGGAGGACAGCUUGGAGUUAAAUGAUGUGGUAAUCGCCAUCCCCUUGCCGUCUGGUGUGGGGGCCCCUAUAAUUGGAGAGAUUGACGGGGAAUACCGCCACGAUAGCCGAAAAAACCUCCUCGAGUGGUGCUUGCCAGUGGUAGAUGCCAAAAACAAGAGCGGCAGCUUGGAGUUCAGCAUUGCUGGGCAACCAAAUGACUUCUUUCCUGUGCACGUUUCCUUUGUCUCCAAGAAGAAUUUUUGCAACAUCCAGGUCACCAAAGUGACCCAGGUAGAUGGGAACAACCCUGUGAGAUUCUCCACGGAGACCACCUUCCUCGUGGACAAGUAUGAGAUCCUGUAACCCUGCUGAAGGGAAGCAGCAAGCAAGGCCAGGGCUGUGCUAUUUAGAGAAAGAGCUGCAGCCUUCAGCAUCAGGGAACGUUGACAUUCGUUUGCCCGCUGACCUUAUUUCCUGGGUCCUGGCUACUCAGGCAGGGAGAGGCUGCCUGCUUCUCUGGCACAGCUGCCCCACCUAGGCAGGCGCCUCCUCCCCCACACCCAUCCCUUUUGUUCAUGGAGGGUAUCCCUGGAUGCCCUGCUGGUUCCAGCUGAUUACACCAAUGCAGCAGCAAGGAGACCGCUAGCAUGGGAGGGAAACGGGGGCCAGCAGGCCCUCCCUUUUCCAGUGCUCUGCAGACCUUGCCGAUCAAUCUGAUCCCGAACGAGGGUGGAGGAAGCUUUCAUGCUUGUGCAGCUCUCGCCUGAAAGCUCCUCCCUUCUCUUACCGUUUUCUUGAACUCAGUGCCCAUCCAGAAAAAUAAGGAGCAGCUUUUUCUCUGGGUUUGAGAUCCUGGAAAUCUUGGUUCAGGGGAGGGCCAGCACUGGGCCCCUUGAACGCAUUGGGUUGUGCUCGCCUGCUGGAGAAGACACCGGCCUCUCCCAUGCCCCCGCUUUUCUAAUGUGACUCUUUCCAAAGUGCCCUGGGUGGGGGCUCUGAAUCAUACUGAUUGGAGAUUUGUCUGUCUGAUUUUUAAAAUGGGGUUCAAUUUAAUUCUAUUGUCAAAUGCAAUUUAUUCUCAAAUUAUAUUGAGGGUGACACUGAAAUAAGGUUUUGGAACCCUGUAAAAUAAUUAGUUACAGUCUGUAUAACACAUUCCAGUGUAUGCGAAGAAUCGUUGCUCCUAAAUCCAAUAAAGAGUAUUCUAAAAGGAAA
Python bivittatus (Burmese python) is the source of this 2405-nucleotide messenger RNA. Lineage: Eukaryota; Metazoa; Chordata; Lepidosauria; Squamata; Pythonidae. The record is from RefSeq and is a predicted model, not a curated record.